AUUCCACGCAGGUUAAUAGCAUUCAAGCAAAUAUACUAUUCCACGCAGGUUGAUUAGUACAGCUAUUGCCCAAAUUCAUGGCUCUCGAAAUUUGGGAAGACUUUGGCGGUCUGAGUCGUCAAUGCAAUGGCAUUUAUUCCAUCCCAUAUUAGGAAGCAGAGUUGCUUCUGUCAGAAACAGAGCAGACAAAAAAUGAACAGAAAGACUCCAAAUUCCAUGGCUUCUUCUUCUUCUCAACCAAUGAGUUCUCCAUCCUCAAUCCAUCCUCCCCUUCCUCACCUCCUCGUCGUUCUGCUACUACUACUGUUCCUACCCUCUUGCACAAUCGCCCAGCCGCCGCCAUUCGCUCUCUCAAACUGCGCCGACCAGGUCGGCAACUACACCGCCGGCAGCGCGUACGGGAGAAACCUUAACGCCCUCCUCUCCACCCUCGCCGCCGACAACCAGACCACCACCGGGUUCUACAACCGCUCCUCGGGUCGGGGCGCGGACCGGGUCAACGCGAUCGGGCUCUGCCGGGGCGACGUCGGGCCGCCCGACUGCAGGGGAUGCAUCGCCAACGCCACGGGCCGGAUCCUCAUGGACUGCCCGGCCCAGAAGGAGGCGUUCGGGUACUACGAGUUCUGUAUGAUCCGAUACUCGAACUGGCCCAUCCAAGGGACACUCGACUUGGGCCCGCCCGUCACGUUCUUCAUGUGGAACGUCAACAACGCAUCCGGCCCGGCCCAGUUCGACGCGGCCUUGGGUUCCUUGUUGGCCCGGCUGCGGGCCGAGGCGGCGGGCGGAAGCUCCGUGAGGAAGUUCGCCACGGGAACGGCGCGGCAAGGUUUCGUGACGAUCUUCGCUCUCGUUCAGUGCUCGCCGGAUCUGUCAGAGCAGCAAUGCGACGACUGCCUCGUCGGAGCCAUCGGCCGGAUUCCGGAUUGCUGCGACGGGAAAAUCGGCGGACGAGUCAUACAACGGACUUGCAAUUUGAGAUUCGAGACUUCUCGAUUUUAUUCUAAGACGGCGGCGCCGCCUACAGAAGGAGGCAGAGGAAGCGAGAAUUCGAGCAGAAUUGUAGCUAUUGUAGUUCCUAUCGUCGGCACCGCCGUGCUCGGCUUCAUUUUCAUUUUCUUCUUCUGCAGCCGCCGGAAACGGAAGAGGUCAACAAUCCCUAAUCAGAGGUCAAGCCAGCAAGAAGAUGCAACUGUGGACGAGAUCAUCAACAACGAAGGAUGGUUGCAAUACGAUUUCGAAACGAUUCAAGCAGCGACCAACGAUUUUGCCGAUGAAAGCAAGCUCGGAGAAGGCGGAUUCGGGGCUGUUUACAAGGGAGUUUUGUCAAACGGAGAACAAGUGGCGGUGAAGAGAUUGGGAAUAGAUUCAAGGCAAGGAGAUUUAGAAUUCAAGAACGAAGUCAAAUUAGUGGCUAGGCUUCAACACAGGAAUCUAGCUAGACUUUUGGGAUUCUGCUUGGAAGGGAGAGAAAAGCUUCUCAUCUAUGAGUUCAUCCCCAAUGCCAGUCUCGAUCAUUUCCUCUUCGACGAAUUUAAACGAGUGCAUUUGAAUUGGGAGAGAAGAUACAACAUAAUUGGAGGAAUUGCGCGAGGGAUGGUUUACCUUCACGAGGAUUCUAGGUUGAGGAUCAUUCACCGUGACCUAAAAGCCAGCAAUAUCUUGUUGGAUGCGGAGAUGAACGCAAAGAUCUCGGAUUUUGGAAUGGCGAGGUUGUUCGAUAUAGAUGAGACUCAGGGGAAUACUAGCCGGAUCGUUGGAACUUAUGGCUAUAUGGCUCCCGAAUAUGUUAUGCACGGGCAGUUCUCGGUGAAGUCUGACGUGUUCAGUUUUGGAGUGCUUAUUUUGGAGAUUGUGAGCGGUCAAAGGAACAAUUGUGCACGCGGAGGCUCGAGCAUGGAGGACCUAUUAAGCUAUGCGUGGAAGAACUGGAGGAAUGGGACGUACACGAGCCUCAUAGAUCCAUCUCUGGGGAACAAUGUCUCGGGCUCAGAGGUCGCGAGGUGCAUUCACAUCGGGCUGCUGUGUGUGCAGGAGUACGUGAACGACAGGCCGACCAUGGCCACCGUUGCUCUGAUGCUGACGAGCCAGUCGAUGACUCUGCCGCUACCUUCCAAGCCGGCCUUCUUCAUGCACUCCGGCACCGGCGAUGGGGUGUCGUCGUCGUGGGGAUACAGCAGCACUUCCAGGGAGGGAACUGGUUCCUCUCCGUCAGCUGAAGCGCUGUCUUUGUCGAGGAAUGACGUUUCCAUAACCGAGCUUUAUCCUCGCUGAAACGCAGAAGACUUGAACUCGAGUCAUUCAGAUUAAUAGUCAAUAUUCCUAACUAACUGGACUACAACAAUGGUUAUGUAUUUUUUGAAUUAAACAAAGAAAAUAUUGAAAUAUCUCAAAAUCAUAGGACUAUCCACCGCAAUAAUCAAUCAUCAAAUUAAUUAAUAACUGUAAUUAUUUACAAAGAAAAUUAUCAUGAUAUACCUAGCUUUAUGUAUCAACUAAGUGAGUUACUCUAAUCACACAAUUCUUCACCAAGAAUCAAAUAGUACAUUUUGAGUUUAUGUAUGUCUUACAACUUUUACAUUUAUUAGAUUACAUGACUUUAUAGUUUGUAGGAAUAUAAGGAUUGUUUGCAA
Molecule: messenger RNA, 2630 nt
Organism: Linum trigynum
Lineage: Eukaryota; Viridiplantae; Streptophyta; Magnoliopsida; Malpighiales; Linaceae
Source: the annotation of a GenBank genome assembly